Messenger RNA from Closterium sp. Naga37s-1, 1224 nucleotides. The record is from the annotation of a GenBank genome assembly. Lineage: Eukaryota; Viridiplantae; Streptophyta; Zygnematophyceae; Desmidiales; Closteriaceae.
AUGAUUGCACUGAAAUCGCUGUCUCCCUCCACCCAUCCACCAGGGGAGCAUCUGUGGCCUCGCUCCUACGGCCUCACCCAGGGCCGCCCCGAGUUCUCCGACCUUCACAACCUGAGACCUGCUGAUGUCAAUGUGAACUCCGCCAGAGGCAACAAGUGGUUCGGAGAAUGCGCGUCCACUGAUGGUGCCUGUAUGGUGCCGGCCAACAGGGAGGCAGCAGCAGAUACCGCCACCAACAAGGACGUCUGGACUCCUCCCACUGAGGUGCGGGGAGACAUAGCACGUGCCCUGCUCUACAUGGCUGUGAGAUACGAUGGCUCCGUGCCAGGCGAGCUCGACCUCGAGCUCUCAGACAACCCCAACAUUGCCGAAGGCAAGAUGGGGCUGCUCACUCCUCUCCUCAAGUGGCACGCCAUCGACCCGCCCUCAUCUCUCGAAACCACACGCAAUGCCCGUGUGUGCUCCCUCUACCAGCACAACCGCAACCCCUUCGUCGACCACCCUGAGCUCGUCUCCCUCAUCUGGACCGCCGGGCCAGCCUCGGCACCGGCUGUAGGCUCGGGGGCAGGCUUGGGCGCAGGCUCGGGAAGCGGGUUCAGCUUGCCAGGAGCGGCGCCGCCGGUGGGGGUGCCGGUGGGGGGAGGCUUGGGAGCGGCAGCAGGCGGGGCGAGCGGGGUUGCUGCUCCCCGGGUGCCUGGUCUGCAGGCGAAAGCAUGGUUCAAUGAGAUUCACUACAGCAAUGAAGGGCCGGAUAAGAACGAGUUCAUUGAGGUGGUUGUGAGCCCAGGCGUGGACCCCUCAACCCUCGCCCUCUACCUCUACAACGGAGCCAACGGCAAGACCUACGGGAAGCUUCCUCUCUCCAAGUUCAACCUUCCUCCCACCAACGUCAACGGUUUCGUGGUGUAUGGCAACACGUACGCUCAAGGAGGCCUACAGAACGGGCCAGCAGACGGCAUGGCACUCGUUUCCCAGCCUGCAAAUGGCGCCGCCACGGUGAUUCAAUUCCUGUCGUACGAUGGCGAGCUGGUGGCUGUGGAUGGGCCGGCCAAGGGCUUUAAGUCGACGGAUAUUGGAGUGAAGGAGACGGAUAACUCGCCGGCUGAGAGCGCUCUUGGGCUGAUUGGGGUGGGGAAGAAGUACGAGGACUUCAAGUGGUCCAAGUUCAACAAGAAUGCGUCACCUGGCCGUGUCAACGUCAGCCAGACAUUGGCCAGUUAUUGA